AACCGGGUCAGUAUUGGAUUGCGAUUGACUUGGUUAUUGAGGUAUGAUUGCUAUGGUGAUGGUCGCUUCCGCUGAUGAAUUUGUGUCUGCGGAAGAUCAAAUAUAGAAUAUUUGGUUAAUUUUAUAACAAUUAGGGUGCGAAUGUCCUAGACCAGUUGUAACUACCCUUUGUACGUUACCGUUGUCACGCCUGCAAACUUGCAAGUGCUGGGUGGAGUCUGUCUGCUUGCGAUUGUUAGCUGCACCGCACGUGGAUUCAACACAGGGAUUCAUGCACCGGUAUCGGCGCUUGAACAGACGGCAGUCUCGAGGGCCUUUUGCUGCGAGACUUCUCCAUUUGAAAUACUAAUUCGCCGGUUUGUUAGCAUCUAGGGAAGACCAAGAAGUCGGUUGGCGACUGCAUUACGUAGUCUGUACUUGUCGAAGGUCUGAAAUUAGGUGCAGGUGCUUUCGAACGGAGGCGGCAGAGCAAUAAAGAGAGGCACCACAUCAUUGCUAAUCACUCAGCUUCUCUCAGCGAGGAAGGUCAGAGCUCGCACCGGUUAUGGCACUCCAAGACAAACAGAAACGGAGCAACGAUGUAUUGAUGGCUUCAGCACAAUCCAGCCGGCGAAGCAACUCGUUUCCUUAUAAGUACCAGUUUGCUGUUCUGGGAGCGUCUCGUGUUGGGAAGUCGGCCUUGGUGAGACGUUGGAUGACCCCAGAGACGUUUAUUGAAACUCACUACGAGACGGUGGACGAAAGCUACGAAAAAACGGUGCCUGUGGGCGUCGGCAACGCUCGCGUACAAAUACAUGUCGUGGACACCGGUGGGAGUCAUUCGUUUCCAGCCAUGAGGAGUCUUCUGGCUCGCGAUGCGGACGGUUUUCUGCUUGUUUUCGACACUCACGACAGGAAUUCGUUUACGAGAGUCAAAGAAAUAAGACAGGAAAUCGAGGAAAUGCGCCGGCUCUCCCGGAAACAGCACAGCGAAGCCGCAGCUGCCGGUACCAACAUUGUUUCUUCCCUACCCGCAGUGCUCGUAGCCAACAAAACAGAUGGCGAUGACACCGUCGACAGUCUGGCUUUGCGCCAAGAAGCGAAAGAGUUGGCGAGACAGCUGGGCAUUGGCUACGUCGAAACGUCGGCAAAGAAUAACAGAAACAUAACUGAAAUUUUUCGUUGUUUGAUAUUGCGGGUGCAGAACUCGUUUGCUCAUGACUUUGCCGCUAUGGGCACGAAGGCGAGGAAAAAUAAGACGGUUACGAAAAGGUUGUGGAGGUCAAUUCGCGUAGUCUUCACAUUACCACGAAUUUCUCCAAGAACAAUGAGAAAGUAGAUUUAAUUAUGAACUUUACAAUUGUAUGAAGGCAUAUGUAUAUAUGCAUGACGGCUGUGCUGUCAUACGUAAUUGCCAUACAGUAUGAUUGUUUGGUUUACGUAGUAAGCCGGGAACUAGAAAUUUACUUGUGAGCAAGU
Messenger RNA from Corticium candelabrum, 1458 nucleotides. Its product is annotated as ras-like protein 1. Gene Ontology annotation, molecular function: GTP binding; GTPase activity; GDP binding. Gene Ontology annotation, biological process: signal transduction. Gene Ontology annotation, cellular component: plasma membrane. The record is from RefSeq and is a predicted model, not a curated record. The transcript has a single exon. NCBI's taxonomy places the organism in Eukaryota, Metazoa, Porifera, Homoscleromorpha, Homosclerophorida, Plakinidae. Bases 545 to 1318 code for a protein of 257 amino acids.